This is a messenger RNA of Impatiens glandulifera, 1387 nucleotides long. Its product is annotated as ubiquinol-cytochrome-c reductase complex assembly factor 1. NCBI's taxonomy places the organism in Eukaryota, Viridiplantae, Streptophyta, Magnoliopsida, Ericales, Balsaminaceae. The coding region runs from base 138 to 1028 and encodes 296 amino acids. The transcript is spliced from 7 exons. The record is from RefSeq and is a predicted model, not a curated record. Gene Ontology annotation, biological process: mitochondrial respiratory chain complex III assembly. Gene Ontology annotation, cellular component: mitochondrion.
AUUGGCAAACAAAUAGAAGAAAAAAAGAAGAAAGCUGAGGUUUUUUUCAUUACUCAAGUAUCUGAUCAUCGUCAUCACCAUCACUUGAUUCUCUUCCUGUGAGCCUGACCUUGUAUUUGGCUCAAACUUCGGUCGUGAUGUUGCGAAAAUGCGGCGUAAGCGCUGCGGCGCACUUGUAUAGGAGGAGUAUACAGAAGAACUUAUACAUCGGGAGAGAGGAAAGUUUAUACUCCAUUUUCAGCUGUCGAAGCCAUUCAAAUGUUGCUGCUGCUGCUGCAGUGCAUCCCACCACUCAUUCUCACGAAACAAGUUCAUCAACCAAGACGGAGGUGAAUUUGAAUAAGAUGUUCUGGGCUAAACCCUGCUCAUUAGCAUUGAGCUCAGACUCCCCCUUUAGAGUUGAUGAUCCAAAGUAUGAGGGAUUUAAACAUACUGUUAUGAAGCUUCUGCUGUUCUAUAGUAAACAAAGCAGGUCCAUUCGGGGAGCAAACGUGGUUUACCAACGUAUCAUUUCUCAAAUUGAUAAGCCUGCAAUCUAUGAUGUAUUUAGCUUGGAGAAGAAUUUCAAGACUACAUUCUCUUUGCUCAUACUUCACAUGUGGUUUUGUUUGCACCGCUUCAAACAAGAGGGAAAAGAAGGCGUUGAGUUUGGACAGUAUCUCUAUGAGAUAUAUAACCAUGAUGUGGAGCUAAGAGUUUCGAAGGCUGGGGUUAAUCUGCUUUUGAUAACAUGGAUGAAAGAUUUGGAGAAGAUUUUCUAUGGAAAUAUUGUUGCUUAUGAUAAAGCAAUUGCUCCAGAAGCUAAACAGGAUGAGUUGCAAAUUGUCUUGUGGAGGAAUAUCUUCUCAGAUGAUGGCUCAUCUAAACCAAGUGGUGCAGGACUGCUUGCAGUUCAGGCUAUGUCAAGGUAUGUUAGGAUGGAAUCAACUUGCAUGUCAUUAACAGACAAAGAGGCAUUGUUUUCUGGGAACUUUCAAUUCACAUCACUGAAGAACUUGAAGCCAGAUACUGAAGGUUUGCAGAAAUGAAAACCGCUUCAGUGACACUUCAAUAUUAAACCUAGUUUGGAAAUUGGUAUUUUCUUACUAUCUUUGGCACAAAUCACGUUCCCAUAGGAAAUUUGCGAAAAGGUAUUAUUAUCGUGUUUCCUAAAUUGUAUGGUUUGUCAAAUCAUUUAUUUGGCUGGCUAACUGUUAUUGUUAGCUUCAUUUUUUUGGGGUAUCCUCAAAAGAAUUAUGGUUCUUUAUGCUGUUUCUCUCUAUCUGAUCUCCAGAGAAAAAAAGCUAUAUUACAUGAAGGAAAUAAUGUGCAAUAAGAUAGGAUUUAUGUGUAUUUAGAAGCAAGCAACCUAUUGGAGUUGUGAUUUUUGUUUCAAAAUAUUUUUUUU